ACUUCUCUACCCCUUUAGCUUCUACUAAGUCUCGCACUGCAUGUUUUAUUCUUACACACUUCCUGUGCGAAAUCCAGACAAGGUAACAUAAAACAAUUUGCUCCCAAAACAUAACACAAAACUCCUAGAAGUCCAGUAACAUUUAUGCCAUCUUGAUUUGUAAUCUUAGCAGCAGAUAUGACUGAGUCAGAGAAAAGCAGACUGCUGAAAAGUAUCAUUAUGGUGAUAUGACGAUGAAUAGAAUCAAUGAAUGAAUGAAGAACAGAUUCAAAGCCUUACUAUUGUUUCUUUUUGAAAACAACAACCCCAUUAACAGUUAAAUUAAGUAAGUACGUUUUCUGAUUUUAAAGUGUCUCCUACAGUUGGAGGAGAGAGAGCAGGUGCUACAAGAACUGCAGGACGAGCUGAAGGAGGAGAGGAAAAGCCGAGAGGAGGAGAAACUCCAAGAAAUGCAGCACUCCCAACAGCAGGAGGCGCUACAGCUGAGCCGAGCUGAAGCUGAACUACAGCUGCUGACGAAGAGGAACGCUGAACUUCAAGAAGAGGUGGCGUUACUCCAGGAGACGGUGAGCAGGGAGUGUGAGGAGAGGGGGGGGCUGACGGCUGCUCUGUCUGAAGCUCAGGAGGAGCUCCUGGGGCUGCGAUCCCCAGCGUCUCAUCAGCACUCCCCCAGAUCUCACCCCACAGGGAGACAAACUCCCCCGGGGUGCAGGCAGAGUCAGACCCGGGUGGUUCCUAAUCGCUCUUUGAACUCCCCAAACACACUGCGACCCCCCCCUGCCGUCACAGACAAAGAGACAGGCCGGGGCACGGAUAGAGGAGGGGCGGAGAGGAGCUUUGCGUGUUGGAAAAGUGGUGGGGAAAAAAGACGGGAGGGGACGCUGCCCAGACUGAAGCCAGCAGCACAGUGAAGACAGAAUAUAGGACAUUAAAACAUAAGGUCAGUUUAGAGAGGGAGAGGAAGACAGGGGAAUA
Notothenia coriiceps (black rockcod) is the source of this 975-nucleotide messenger RNA. RefSeq names its product leucine-, glutamate- and lysine-rich protein 1. The record is from RefSeq and is a predicted model, not a curated record. Lineage: Eukaryota; Metazoa; Chordata; Actinopteri; Perciformes; Nototheniidae. The transcript has 2 exons. Bases 450 to 911 code for a protein of 153 amino acids.